This is a messenger RNA of Symbiodinium pilosum, 1284 nucleotides long. The record is from the annotation of a GenBank genome assembly. NCBI's taxonomy places the organism in Eukaryota, Dinophyceae, Suessiales, Symbiodiniaceae.
AUGCAGGUCACCGUGAUCGACUCCGGCGAUUUGCCCCCUGGUGCGAUCAUCUCCUUCCACACGGGCACAACGCGCCGGCAUGCGCAGAUCGAGACAGGAAAGGCUAUCGGAGUCACAGGUAUUGGCACAGAGCCCGUGCGAGUCGACCUGAUGACCCAAAUCGGAAGCUACAGCUUCGAUGUGGCUCCUGGCCAGGAUGUCUACGAAGUGCCAAUCGCAGCGGCUCCAAAUCUGGGCGUGCAUGAGGAGGUAAAGCUCAAGUUUCAGAUCCGCGAGACGUCGGAAGCUCCAAAGGAAGAAGCGACCGAGCUCGCUGUGGGCGCCACGAGCACGCCCUCCCGAAAGCUGCAAACAGCGUUGAUGAUGCGCACCUAUUUGGACAACCACGACGUCUUAAGGCAAAUGCAGGAGCUACUGCAGGACAUGGUGGCUAGCAGACCGGAGGACCCUGUGGACUUCAUGAUCAAGCGACUGGAGGCAGUCUGCAAGGACAGCCAGGGCACCGAUUACGAUCUCAUUGACGGAGAGACCGCCGGCACCGUUCUCCCUGCAGAGUCCCCAAAGCCGCAGAAGGAAGCAAACGACAGCGACGAGGACAGCGGGGGUGAUGACGAUGCCCCAGACUUGCCGCCUCCGCCUCCCGUCCAACGCAAGCAGCGACAAUCUGUCUCUGCGGAGGCGUACGGGGCGUUCAAUGAGCGCAAGGCCUACGAGCCAAAGAUUAUCCCCAAGGACGAGUCGCAGAAGGAGCGCUUAGAAAAGGUCCUUCUACAGUGUUGGAUGUUCAAGCACCAUACUCCGGAGAACUUGAAGAUCAUCUUGGAUGCGAUGCAAGAGAAGGUAGUGGAAAGCGGCACCCGUCUCAUCCAGCAAGGAGACGAAGGCGAAGUGAUGUGGGUCAUUGAGGAGGGAGAGCUCGAAUGUUUCAAAAAGAUUGGAGACGAGGAGAAGUCAGUCAAAAAGUGCUUUCGCGGCGAUGUGUUCGGCGAGCUCGCGCUCCUCUACAACUGCCGCCGUGCCGCUUCGGUAGUGGCUUCGCAGAAGUGUGUCUUGUGGGAGCUGGACCGAGAGACUUUUAAAGCCAUAUGCUACGAGGCCGCGCAGAAGGCCCCUCCAGAGUACGAGGGCUUCUCUGCUCCGGGCGGUGCCAGCUCCUCCGCCGCAGCGGCGCCCGCCGCCGCAGCCGCCGAAACACCGGCCCCAGCUCCCAAGGAGGAGCGGGCGGCAUCCAAGGGCGAGGAUGGCGCCGAUUCGGACAGCGACCCGGACCAGCCCGCAGAGUCC